Molecule: messenger RNA, 2753 nt
Organism: Amphibalanus amphitrite
Lineage: Eukaryota; Metazoa; Arthropoda; Thecostraca; Balanomorpha; Balanidae
Product: ATP-dependent RNA helicase me31b-like
Exons: 6
Coding region: 1-1212 (403 amino acids)
Biological process (GO): P-body assembly; cytoplasmic stress granule assembly
Cellular component (GO): cytoplasmic stress granule; P-body
Molecular function (GO): mRNA binding; ATP binding
Source: RefSeq, a predicted model, not a curated record
AUGGGUAUCUUCGAGAAGGGCUGGGAGAAGCCGUCGCCGAUCCAGGAGGCGAGCAUCCCGCAGGCACUCAGCGGCCGAGACGUGAUCGCGCGGGCCAAGAACGGCACGGGCAAAACGGGCGCCUACUGCAUCCCCGUGCUCAGCCAGGUGGACCCGAAAAUCGACGCCAUCCAGGCGUUAAUCAUGGUGCCAACCCGCGAGCUGGCUCUGCAGACUAGUCAGAUAUGCAUCGAGCUGGCCAAACACGUGGGCACCAAGGUGAUGGUAACCACGGGCGGCACAGUGCUCAAGGACGACAUCAUGCGCAUCUACCAGAAGGUGCACAUGAUCGUGGCCACGCCGGGCCGCAUCCUGGACCUGAUGGAGAAGCAGGUGUGCAAGAUGGACCACUGCAAGACGCUCGUGCUCGACGAGGCGGACAAGCUGCUCUCGCAGGACUUUAAGGGCAUGCUGGACCGUCUGAUCUCGUUCCUGCCGGCGUCGCGGCAGGUGCUGCUCUUCUCGGCCACCUUCCCGCUCACAGUCGAACAGUUCAUGUCUGAACAGUUCAUGGUAAGUAGUGCACGGGUCCAAACCCCCACCUUCCCGCUCACAGUCGAACAGUUCAUGCGGAAACACCUGCGGGAGCCGUACGAGAUCAACCUGAUGGACGAGCUGACGCUGAAGGGUGUCACACAGUACUACGCCUUCGUCCAGGAGAAGCAGAAGGUGCACUGCCUCAACACGCUCUUCUCCAAGCUUCAAAUCAACCAGAGCAUCAUCUUCUGCAACAGCACACAGCGCGUCGAGCUGCUGGCCAAGAAAAUCACCGAGCUGGGCUACUCGUGCUACUACAUCCACGCGCGCAUGCAGCAGUCGCACCGCAACCGGGUCUUCCACGACUUCCGCGCCGGCCUCUGCCGCAACCUCGUCUGCUCCGAUCUCUUCACGCGCGGUAUCGACAUUCAAGCGGUCAACGUGGUCAUCAACUUCGACUUUCCGCGCAUGGCGGAGACGUACCUGCACCGGAUCGGCCGCUCGGGUCGGUUCGGCCACCUGGGAAUCGCCAUCAACCUCAUCACCUACGAGGACCGGUUCAGCCUGCACCGCAUAGAGAGUGAGCUCGGCACCGAGAUAAAGCCCAUCCCCAAGGUGAUCGACCCGGCCCUGUACGUGGCCGAGUGCCACCAGGAGGCCGAUCCGGAGCUGGAGGCGGCGCAGGCGCGCCAGUAGGCGCCGCCACCACCCACUGUACAUAGGCGGCGCGCCGGCGCCGGCCACAACCGUUUCUGACUCCGUUUUUCUAGCGAUAAGACUGCGCCGACGCGCGGCGAAUUGGCCGGCACCAGCCAUCUCACUCUCCGCUGUCUCCCCUCGAAAUUCGUCGCUGCUCGACCCGGCCGCGGACAGGGCAACAUAUCGGCCGGCGCAGCUACCGCGGCGCCCCCUCCUAGUGGCGAGUCGCCGCUCGCAAUACAGAAGACUAUGAGGCGCACCUCCGGGUGCCAGGCGGCGUCAGAAGGAACACGCGAACCGUCACGUCUGUCAAGGGAAGUGUUUGCAGCCGCGCGACUCUGAAGCAGGUCAGCGAGUGACCGUGAGCGCGCUCCCACGAGGCGCUCGACUCAUUAUUUAAGCUUAUCUGUACACAUCCAGUGCUCCCGUGGUUAUUUGAGAAGGCACUGUCCCUGGCCGGUAACUAUAUUGCAGCAUUGCGUCCUUUAACCGGAAGAGCGAUUAUUUUGCGUUAUUUGGCGUGGUUGACGUCCCAUUUGGAGCCGGCUACCAUUGUAACAGUUGCUCUCUGAGAAGUGAGGGGCGCUCUUUGUUGGCUCAUUGCGCGGCGCCCUGGCCGGUGGGGCUGUGCGGUUUCGGACGGCGCCAGCUGCGCUCUGUUGGCGGCCACAUGAACAGACAUGUCCGAGUUUAGAAGUGAUAUGGGACACAGGUGCGAGACUUAUGGGACGCGAGUGUAAGACGUAUGGGACGCGAGUGUGAGACGUAUGGGACGUAUGGGACGCGAGUGAGUUGGUGAGUGAGGCGCGGGUGUCAGUUGGUGAGUGAGGCGCGAGUGUGCGACAUGUGUAUGUGCCGCGAGUGCGGUGUGAGGUGUGGCGUGUGUGUGUUGUGCGCGCGCGCGCGGCCGUCUGCCGGCGCGCGCGUCUGCCGCCAGUGGUGACCGAGUGGUGCGCGGCGAGGGACCAGGAGCGCGCGCGGCAGGCCCUCAGUGCUGUGAUCAAGGUCGGAGCUGCGGCGGCUCCAGCGUACAAAGACGGUCCGGCGUCCGCUCCGGGCCGGGCCGGGGCCAAAUCGGGCGGGCGUGUAACACCUCUCGGCCAGUGACGGGACGCGACACCAGUGACGGCGGCUCGACCGCCUCCAAAUUGUAACGGGAGGGGGGACGGGUGUCUGGCUGCUGUGGGGCUCAGGGGUCCCUGCCGGACGGCCGUGCGGUAUCUAACGAAACGGACCCGCCGAGCUCUCUUUGGCCGACGGGCCGGGGCUGUUUGCGACCAGGGACGUGUUUCGGCCAACCGUGAUAAAGUGAUUGUAGUGUGCCGCCGGCAGCGGACGGGGACGGGUCAGUGGAGAGCCCGGCCGGCUCUCCCGGAUGUAACUACGGACUUGAAAAAGAGGCGUGUCUGCGGUUUUAGGCGGAAAUCGUUGUGCUGAGACCUGAACAUGUUGUCUGGGUUCCUGACCCUCUGGGUGGUAUUCUCUUCUGACUUGUGUAGUGCUCGUUUGUUGCGGCCAAUAAAGUGAAAUCGCCUCCA